Molecule: messenger RNA, 459 nt
Organism: Arabidopsis thaliana (thale cress)
Lineage: Eukaryota; Viridiplantae; Streptophyta; Magnoliopsida; Brassicales; Brassicaceae
Gene: UNE14
Product: EF hand calcium-binding protein family
Exons: 1
Coding region: 1-459 (152 amino acids)
Molecular function (GO): calcium ion binding
Source: RefSeq, marked reviewed
AUGGAUCGUGGAGAAUUGAGUAGAGUGUUCCAAAUGUUCGAUAAGAAUGGAGACGGGAAGAUUGCGAAAAACGAGCUGAAAGACUUCUUUAAAAGCGUGGGAAUCAUGGUCCCUGAAAAUGAAAUCAAUGAGAUGAUAGCAAAGAUGGAUGUGAAUGGAGACGGGGCCAUGGAUAUCGAUGAGUUUGGAUCAUUGUAUCAAGAAAUGGUGGAAGAGAAAGAGGAAGAAGAGGACAUGAGAGAAGCCUUUAGAGUAUUUGAUCAGAAUGGUGAUGGGUUCAUUACAGAUGAAGAGCUGAGGUCGGUGCUCGCGUCAAUGGGGUUGAAGCAAGGGAGAACACUUGAAGAUUGCAAGAAGAUGAUAAGUAAGGUUGAUGUUGAUGGAGAUGGUAUGGUUAAUUUUAAGGAGUUCAAACAAAUGAUGAGAGGUGGUGGAUUUGCUGCUCUUAGCUCCAAUUAA